CACGCUGGGAGGCGAGAAUGGCUGAAAAGGGCCUUGCUGAUGGAUGGGAGGGGAUCGGGGCCAGGCCUGAUAGAGACUAGUUGCCUAAUUGGAAAGAGCCUGUUGGUGGCCUAUAAAGUGUGGAUUGGGGCGAGUCUGCUUGGCUAUACAAGAACUAAUUGUUAGGUGGGAAGCGGGGUUGGGAGUGAAAACUUUUGGAGAUGUUUGGGGAGAAAAAUGCAGCCCCCCGACGUGUUCCUCCGCAGCUAGGACGAGUGAGCGCCGUGGCGAAGGCUUUGCGAUGCGCCUUGCUAUUAUCACCGGCUCCGGGGAGCGUCUCUGAGAGGACUGGCGGUGAAUUCUGCCGGCUCUGGAUCUACGACUUGGCUCCUCCACGGGGCGUCUUUCGCUGCCCAGGUGUCUUCGACCCAGACAACGCCACGUUAUGCUGCGGGACCUGCCGUCUGCCGUCCUGUUGCGUCGCUCGGGAGGACCGGUUAGACCAGGUGGUGUGUCACAGGGAGCUGCGAGGCUUCAGCAACCCGCCGCCUCGCGAGGAGCCAUAUAACUGGGACUACUACUUUCUCUGGUUUGUUCUGGUGUCUCUUGUGUUGAUUCUCCUCUUUCUGGGUCUUGGGUCCUUCUGCACCAAUAUCCAGGAUUGUCUCUGGUCAUGUCUACUGAGGCAAUGCCAGCAAACCCCACCAGAGGCCAAUAACUCCCCUGCAAGGCUCCAGAUUACUUGUCCUCAGAUCUCCUAUGUCCACAGGAGCUCAGCUUCACCACCUUCAGAUGAUGGGAGACCUCACAGCUCUUGGGUUUUGCCCUGCAUGAAUGAAGGCAAUCUGCCUAGUGUGCUUUUCCAGCGUUCAUACAAUGGCGACUUGGAAGAUACCGUCACGAUAGUGUCACCAACAAUGACUCCUUCAGACUUGAUUGCUUCUGAAAUCCCCGAGCCUGAAUCAGGUUUGGAACUGGGACCCUCCUCUGAGUUCAGCACACAAUAGACUUGAAGACAUGCCUGCACUGAAGGGGUGAGGUACAUCUGCGAAAGCACAAAACAGCCUAUACAACCUCCACUUCCUCUUAGGAUCAAGGGAAUGAAUGAAAUCUUUCUGAUCAUGCUUUUAAGAGUGCUUUUUAACUAGACUGAUUCCUUUUUUAAAAAUUAAAAAAUGUAGUUCUUGGCUUGUCCAAAUCUUGUCGUUCACCUUCUUGCAAACAAAAUGCUGGUGUGUCUUGGUAAGCAGUCAGUGCAGGAUUUGUGCUGAAGCAAUCUCUGUACGUACCUACCUACCCAAUCAAGUCCUUGAAGAAGCCUGGAUGUGUCCUUUCUGUGAUCAUGAUGGACAAAGUUGAAAGAGGGGAUUGUUCUCUAACCAUACAGGAAGCAAGUCUCUUGGAAUUGAUCACCACACCUAGUUUACCAUUUGCCCCGGGACUGUAUGGUACAUCAAAUCGUAGUCUGGAAUGCACAGUUAAUAUGCAACUCCUCUUCCAAAUCUAAUUACUUGUGGUGUUGUGCUACUUUCCUUGAGAAGCCAUGCCUUUUAGUUCAGAGAAGAUCCUUCUGGUCCUCUUGGAUACUGGAAGGAUCCAUGACUCUGAGCUAGAAGGCUUGGCCUCUAAGGCAGGGGUCUUGAACUAUAGCCCCCUUGCAGCCCUACAACACCCAUCUUCCUUGGCUACUGGCCACUGUAACUGGGGUGGAUGAGAGUUUGAUUCUAACAGCUGGAUGGCUGCAGUUUGGGACCCCUGCACUAAAGAGGCAUGGAUACAAUAUUAAAGUAACCCAUAACUUUGGAUGGGGAGGAUGAAUAGCAACCUGUUAGGCCUAUGCCAGGAGUGUCAAGCUGUGGCCUUCCAGGUGUUGUUGGCCUACAUCUCCCAUCAUCCCUCGCUUCUGGUCACUGUGACUGGGGAUGAUGGAAGUUGUAGUCCAACAGCUGACACCCCUGGCCUAUGCCACACAUCUUGACAAGUCUAUCUAGUUCUACAGAACUAGAUAGAGCUAAUUCUGUGCUACUGGCUUAGACAUCAGCAGAGAUGCCCCUGAAUAUAGGCAAAGCAUAUCCUGAAAGCAACAUCUUGCAUAUUGCCAUUGGACAUAUUGCCAUUGGUAGGCAAUCCCUUGGCAUGUUUCCUCUGAGGUGAAUGUACUUUGGGGCUGCCUACCUACAAAUAAUUGUCUCUGUAGCUCUUCCUCCUUGAGAUGUAAUGGCUGCCUAUUGGCCUAAGCCACAGGGGGCAUGGUUCCAUAGCUCCUGUGGACGAAAUGGCUGCAUACCAACAGCUUUUUGACUCCUCUGUAUUAAUCGAUCCCAAAGAGGUAAAACAGGGAAACACUGUGUGCUUCUGGGGAUGCACAAAACUGUUUUUAGCAGAUAUGUACUCUACAAAUGUAUGUUCCGAUUGACCAAUAAAUGCAUGCAGUAGUUUGA
Hemicordylus capensis (graceful crag lizard) is the source of this 2420-nucleotide messenger RNA. Its product is annotated as protein shisa-2-like. The record is from RefSeq and is a predicted model, not a curated record. The transcript is spliced from 2 exons. Bases 201 to 986 code for a protein of 261 amino acids. Lineage: Eukaryota; Metazoa; Chordata; Lepidosauria; Squamata; Cordylidae.